Enhydra lutris kenyoni (northern sea otter) is the source of this 4553-nucleotide messenger RNA. RefSeq names its product pleckstrin homology and RhoGEF domain containing G1. NCBI's taxonomy places the organism in Eukaryota, Metazoa, Chordata, Mammalia, Carnivora, Mustelidae. Gene Ontology annotation, molecular function: guanyl-nucleotide exchange factor activity. The coding region runs from base 93 to 4268 and encodes 1391 amino acids. The transcript is spliced from 15 exons. The record is from RefSeq and is a predicted model, not a curated record.
ACCUGUUGUGUCCUGAAGUGCCAUCAGCUGUAACAGGAACUCCCGACCGCAAGACCUCCUCCAGGCGUCCCGGCGCCCAGGAACCCAAGGCCAUGGAGCUGUCCGACAGCGACCGGCCGGUCAGCUUCGGCUCCACGUCGUCCUCCGCCUCUUCCCGGGACAGCCAUGGUUCCUUUGGCAGCAGAAUGACCUUAGUCUCCAACAGCCACUUGGGCUUGUUUCACCAAGAUAAGGAAGCCGGGGCCAUAAACCUGGAGCUGAUUCCAGCCGGGCCGUUUUCCAGCAGCGAGCUGCCGCGGGACCUCCCCGCAGGGCCCCGGAGCACGGACGAGGGCGCAGCAACUCCGCCCCGGGCCCCGCGGAGGAUGGAAGCCCAUGGGGCGAGCAGGACAGGUGGCCCGUCGUCGGCCACGAGCCCCAAGCUCCUCUAUGUGGAUAGAGUCGUUCAGGAGAUACUAGAGACCGAAAGGACUUACGUGCAGGACUUGAAAAGCAUCGUAGAGGAUUACCUAGACUGCAUCAGGGACCAAACAAAACUUCCCCUGGGGACAGAAGAAAGAUCGGCCCUCUUUGGAAACAUACAGGAUAUCUACCACUUCAAUAGUGAACUUCUACAAGAUUUGGAAAACUGUGAAAAUGAUCCUGUGGCCAUAGCAGAAUGUUUUGUGUCCAAGAGUGAAGAGUUCCACAUCUACACGCAGUACUGCACCAACUACCCAAGGUCGGUGGCUGUGCUGACGGAGUGCAUGCGGAACAAGAUGGUGGCCAAGUUCUUCCGGGAACGUCAGGAAACUCUGAAACACUCACUGCCUCUGGGGUCCUAUCUCUUGAAGCCAGUUCAGCGGAUUCUCAAAUAUCAUCUCCUCUUGCACGAAAUAGAAAAUCACCUUGACAAGGACACCGAAGGCUACGACGUGGUGCUUGAUGCUAUCGACACGAUGCAGCGAGUGGCCUGGCACAUCAACGACAUGAAGAGGAAGCAUGAGCACGCAGUCCGGUUGCAGGAGAUACAGAGUCUGCUCACUAACUGGAAGGGGCCAGACCUGACCAGCUAUGGGGAGCUGGUGCUGGAAGGCACCUUUCGCAUCCAGCGCGCCAAGAAUGAGCGGACGCUCUUCCUCUUUGACAAGCUGCUACUCAUCACAAAGAAAAGAGACGACACGUUCACGUACAAAGCCCACAUCCUGUGCGGCAACCUCAUGCUUGUGGAAGUGAUUCCGAAGGAGCCGCUCAGCUUCAGCGUCUUCCACUAUAAGAACCCGAAGCUGCAGCACACAGUUCAGGCUAAGUCCCAGCAGGACAAGCGCCUGUGGGUUCUGCACCUGAAGAGGCUGAUCCUGGAGAACCACGCAGCCAAGAUUCCGGCAAAGGCCAAGCAAGCAAUACUUGAAAUGGAUGCCAUUCAUUAUCCUGGGUUCUGUUAUAGUCCUGACGGGGAGACGAAAGCAUUCUGUGGUUCUAAAAACGGUUCUGCUCCAUAUCGGCUGAGAAGAAAGUCAGAACCUUCCUCAAGGUCACAUAAAGUUUUGAAGACCAGUGAAACAGCACAAGACAUCCAAAAGGUUUCCAGAGAGGAAGGGUCUCCCCAGCGGACCUCAACAGGGCCAUCUCCUGCCCAGAGGAACAGCCAGCCGAGCAGUUCUGCCAUUAUCAGCGUGCUUCAUGGGGGAGGAGCCAUCAGGAACAUCUGGACAGACCACCAGAUCAGACAAGCCCUGUUCCCGAGUCGUCGGUCCCCUCAGGAGAACGAGGAUGACGAAGAUGAUUACCAGAUGUUCGUGCCAUCCUUCUCCUCCUCAGACCUGAACUCCACCAGACUGUGUGAAGACAGCACUUCCAGUCGCCCCUGCAGUUGGCACAUGGGACAGAUCGAGCCCGCAGAGUCCGCCAGCUCUGGCCACCGGGUGGUCAGGCGGGCCAGCAGCGCUGGCGAGAGCAACACAUGUGCUCCUGAAAUAAGAAUUAGGGACAGUGGUGGCUCUCAGUACAGCCCCCGACGGGAACGGCAGGGUGACCCUAAAACAGAAGGGCAGGAUGGAAUGACUCCCUUUGGGUCAUCUAUAGAGCUGACCCUCGAUGAUAUAGACCACGUCUAUGACAACAUAAGUUACGAGGACUUAAAACAAAUGGUUGCUAAACGGGAAGAAGCUGAGGCCACGCCCCCGACAACAGCCAGGGACCCCAUUCGCCCCAAGAGCACACCAGAGCUCGCCUUCUCGAAGACGCAGCCUGGCCCCGAGAAGAGCUUUCGGCACACGGAGAGGGACGGAGCUUUAACAGGUCACCGGGCCCCAAACCAAAGCACACAUGAACUCCAGAUGGUUGAGGAGAACAUCUACGACACCAUAGGGCUCCCAGAUCCGCCCUCCCUGGAUUUCAAAUGCAGCAGCCUGACGCACCCCAAGAGGAACACCUUCCUAGGUCUGGAAGCCGACUUCGCGUGCUGUGACAGUCUGAGGCCCUUUGUUUCCCAGGACAGCCUCCAGUUCAGCGAGGACGAAACCCCUUACCCCCAGGGACCCUCCAAUAACGACUACUUGAGCUUGCUCUAUAACUCCUUCAGCUGCAACCUGUCUCUCGGUGAUAAAUCUAUCUCUGACAAACUGUCUGAGGAGGUGGACGAAAUCUGGAACGAUCUGGAAAAUUACAUCAAGAAAAACGAAGUCAAAGCUAGAGACCGGCUCCUGGCAGCCUUUCCCGUCAGCCAAGAGGACGUGCCGGACAGGCUGCACUCCGAGAGCACCCCCAAGCUGGGGAGAGAGGCCACACGCUCCACGUCUACCCUCUCGCUUCCUGAGGGCCACGCUUUCCUCACACCACUGAGAGACAAGCCUGGCAGAGCUGGCCGGACCAACUGCCUGUUUGAAGAGGACCUGAUUGCUAAAGAAGGCUCCUUGAUGAGCCUUAACCGGCUGUCUCUGGCCAGUGAAACACCCCCGCUGGAAAACCCUUACGACUUGGCCAACAGCAGUCUCUCCCAAACAGACUUGGAAAACACUGCCCCUGGGAUGGAUGCCACAGAUAAAACGAAAAGCAGGGUUUUUCUGAUGGCCAGGCAGUAUAGUCAGAAGAUCAAGAAGGCAAAUCAGCUUUUAAAAGUGAGAAACCCAGAGCUGGAGCAGCCACUGGCCAGCCAGCAGCCUAAAUCCUCGGACAAAGACCUGGCAGCCAUCUUGGAAGAAAAGAAGCAAGGGGGUCCCGCCAUCGGUGCCAGGAUUGCUGAGUAUUCCCAACUGUACGACCAGAUCGUAUUCAGAGAGACUCCCUCCAAGACUCAGAAGGAUGGCUGGGCCAGCCCUCCAGAACCUCGCAGCCUCAGGUCCCCAUCACCUUCCCAGGCCCAACAGAGCAGCGAGGACUGGCUUUUGCAUUCCACCUACAGUAAUGGAGAGUUAGCGGAUUUCUGUCCCCGGCCGGAGCCAGACUUGAAGUCGAAACAUCUCACUCCAGAGACCGAUACAAAAAGCAUCCCGAGACAGCUGUCCACGGCUUGCUCUGUGCCUUCCCUUCCGUCCCCCGACCCUCUGCUGGGCUCUGUGCAGAGACACAGCGUGAUAGUCAGUCAGCCCAGCCAAGAGCACUCUCUCCAGGGCUACCUUUACAACUCUUUGGGUCGGACAGGCCUCAGUGGUAAAUGUCAGCCUUAUAGCCGGUCCCAGUCCUCUUCCUCUAUCCUGAUAAACAAGUCGCUGGACUCCAUCAACUACCCCGGGGAGGGGGGAAAGAAACAGCUGCUGUCUUUACACAAAAGUCCGAGGUGUGAGAGUCACCAGGACGUGCGGCCCGGCCUGGCCGACUCCUGCCAGCAGGGCACUGAAAAGCGCUCCGAUCUCACGCUCCGAGACUCCCAGAAGGUUCUGGUAGUAAAUAGAAGUUUACCCUUAAAUGCCCAAAGAGCGACACAGAACUAUUUCUCCAAUUUCAAAGAGACUGGAGGAGACGAAGACGACUACGUGGAAAUCAAGUCAGAAGAAGACGAGUCGGAGGCAGAGCUCUCCCAGGGCUGGAGGAAGACGUCUGACCCACGGAUUGUGGAGGCCGGCUUUUCGGAGAGCGCCUGCAGCGGCACCUCUUACUCCUUGAACAGUCCAUGCUCUCCAAAAAAGCCAGUAAGCGACAAGCUGGGGAUGUCCCCCUAUCUGGCAUCCUACAGCGACCCGGACAAACUUAGUGACUAUCUCUGGAGGGGGCCAUCUCCCAACCAGCAAAACAUCGUCCAGUCGCUGAGGGAAAAAUUUCAGUGUCUCAGUUCAAGCAGCUUUGCCUGAGGCUCUUUGGAGAAGUCACCCGAGUCCGUGUCACAGGGGGCUCAUGAAGGACAGAUCCCGGGAGGUGUUUUCUAAGUCCCAGAUUAAAACAAUUUUGUAAUAGCCCAGGAGUGUCAACCAUGCUUUCUUCCAUGGCACAACUUUUAGAAAUGGCUGCCAGGGCAGCCGGGGUUGUACUGUCCGACCAGUGUCAGCCUCUCACGGGGUGUCUUCCUGACGCUGACUAUCUUCAUGUUUCAUGUAAGUCAAUCUUACUUGAAAAUUUUUAGGUUUUUCUUUUUUUUU